Medicago truncatula (barrel medic) is the source of this 351-nucleotide messenger RNA. Its product is annotated as PLASMODESMATA CALLOSE-BINDING PROTEIN 3. Lineage: Eukaryota; Viridiplantae; Streptophyta; Magnoliopsida; Fabales; Fabaceae. Bases 1 to 351 code for a protein of 116 amino acids. The record is from RefSeq and is a predicted model, not a curated record. The transcript has 2 exons.
AUGGCGUCACCAAAGUUGCAUUCUGUUAUGAUAAUGUUAACUAUUUUCAUAGCCAUGAUUUUGAUGAAUGUGAUGAUUGUAGAAUCAAAAACAUGGUGCCAGGUUAGGAGUAGUGCUACUGGCCCAGCACUGCAAAAUGCUUUAAAUUAUGCAUGUUCAAAUGGAGCUGAUUGUGGACCUAUUCAGCCUGGUGGAAGCUGCUUUAAUCCAAACACACUUCAAAGUCAUGCUUCAUAUGCUUUUGAUAGCUUCUAUCAAAGCAAAGGCCAAAACCCUAGUGCCUGUAAUUUUGGUGGCCUUGCAACCAUUGCCGUAACUGAUCCCAGUUAUGGAAGCUGCAGAUACCCUUGA